Closterium sp. NIES-65 is the source of this 2826-nucleotide messenger RNA. Lineage: Eukaryota; Viridiplantae; Streptophyta; Zygnematophyceae; Desmidiales; Closteriaceae. The record is from the annotation of a GenBank genome assembly.
AUGGACGUGGACGUGGACGCGGACGUGGACGUGGACGCGGACGUGGACGCGGACGUGGGCGUGGACGUGGACGUGGACGUGGACAUGGACGUGGUCGUGGACGUGGUCGUGGACGUGGACGUGGACGGGGUCGUGGACGUGGUCGUGGACGUGGACGUGGACGUGGACGUGGACGCGGACGUGGAUGCGGACGUGGACGCGGACGUGGAUGCGGACGUGGACGUAGACGUGGACGUGGGCGUGGACGUGGACGUGGACGUGGACGUGGACAUGAACGUGGACGUGGACGUGAACGUGGACGUGGACGUGGACGUGGACGUGGACGUGGUCGUGGACGUGGACGUGGACGUGGACGUGGACGUGGACGUGGACAUGGUCGUGGACGUGGACGUGGACGUGGACGAGGACGUGGACUUGGACGUGGACAUGGACGUGGACUUGGACAUGGUCGUGGACGUGGUCGUGGACGUGGACAUGGUCGUGGACUUGGACGUGGACGUGGACGUGGACGUGGACUUGGACGUGGACGUGGACGUGGACGUGGACGUGGACGUGGACGUAGACGUGGACGUGGACUUGGACGUGGACGUGGACGUGGACGUGGACGUGGACGUGGACGUGGACGCGGACGGGGUCGUGGACGUGGACAUGGUCGUGGACGUAGACGUGGACGUGGACUUGGACGUGGACGUGGACGUGGACGUGGACGUGGACGUAGACGUGGACGUGGACAUGGUCGUGGACGUGGACGGGGUCGUGGACGUGGACGUGGACGUGGACGUGGACGCGGACGUGGACGCGGACGUGGAUGCGGACGUGGACGUGGACGUGGACGUGGGCGUGGACGUGGACGUGGACGUGGACAUGGACGUGGACGUGGACGUGGACGUGGACGUGGGCGUCGACGUGGACGUGGACGUGGACAUGGACGUGGUCGUGGACGUGGUCGUGGACGUGGACGUGGACGUGGACGUGGACAUGGUCGUGGACGUGGAUGUGGAGGUGGACAUGGUCGUGGACCUGGACGUGGAGGACUUGGACGUGGAGAUGGACGUGGACGUGGACGUGGACGUGGACGUGGACAUGGACUUGGACGUGGACGUGGACGUGGACCUGGACGUGGACGUGGACGUGGACGUGGACGUGGACGUGGACCUGGACCUGGACGUGGACGUGGACGUGGACGUGGUCGUGGACGUGGACGUGGACGUGGACGUGGACGUGGACUUGGACGUGGACGUGGACGUGGACGUGGACUUGGACGUGGACGUGGACGUGGACGUGGACGUGGACGUGGACGUGGACGUGGACGUGGACGUGGACGUGGAGGUGGACAUGGUCGUGGAGGUGGAGGUGGACAUGGACGUGGACAUGGUCGUGGACGUGGACGUGGACGUGGACGUAGACGUGGACGUGGACGUGGACGUGGACGUGGACGUGGACGUGGACGUGGACACGUGGACGUGGACGUGGACGUGGACGUGGACGUGGUCGUGGACGUGGACCUGGACGUGGACGUGGUCGUGGACGUGGACGUGGACGUGGACGUGGACCUGGACGUGGACGUGGACGUGGACGUGGACUUGGACGUGGACGUGGACGUGGACGUGGACGUGGACGAAUGGACGUGAACGUGGACGUGGUCGUGGACGUGGACGUGGACGUGGACGUGGACGUGGACGUGGACGUACACGUGGACGUGGACGUGGACGUGGACGUACACGUGGACGUGGACGUGGACGUGGACGUACACGUGGACGUGGACGUGGACGUGGACGUGGACGUGGACGUGAACGUGGACAUGGACGUGGACGUGGACGUGGACGUGGAGGACGUGGACGUGGACGUGGACGUGGAGGACGUGGACGUGGACAUGGACGUGGACGUGGACGUGGACGUGGACGUGGACGCGUGGACGUGGUCGUGGACGCGGACAUGGACGUGGACGUGGACGUGGACGUGGUCGUGGUCGUGGACGUGGACGUGGACGUGGACGUGGACGUGGACAUGGACGUGGACGUGGACGUGGACGUACACGUGGACGUGGACGUGGACGUGGACGUGGACGUGGACGUGGAGAUGGACGUGGACAUGGACGUGGACGUGGACGUGGACGUGGACGUGGUCGUGGACGUGGACGUGGACGUGGACAUGGACGUGGACGUGGACGUGGACGUGGACGUGGAGGUGGACGUGGACGUGGACGUGGACGUGGACGUGGACGUGGAGGACGUGGACGUGGACGUGGACGUGGAGGACGUGGACGUGGACAUGGACGUGGACGUGGACGUGGACGUGGACAUGGACGUGGACGUGGACAUGGUCGUGGACGUGGACGUGGACGUGGACGUGGACGUGGACGUGGACAUGGACGUGGACGUGGACGUGGACGUACACGUGGACAUGGACGUACACGUGGACGUGGACGUGGACGUGGACGUGGACGUGGACGUGGACCUGGACCUGGACGUGGACGUGGACGUGGACGUGGAGAUGGACGUGGACGUGGAGGAGGACGUGGACGUGGACGUGGACGUGGACGUGGAGGUGGACGUGGAGGUGGACGUGGAGGUGGACGUAGACGUGGUCGUGGACGUGGACGUGGACGUGGACGUGGUCGUGGACGUGGUCGUGGACGUGGUCGUGGACGUGGACGUGGACGUGGACGUGGACGUGGACGUGGACGUGGACAUGGACGUGGACGUGGACGUGGACGUGGACGUGGACCUGGACGUGGACGUGGACGUGGUUGUGGUCGUGGACGUGGACGUGGACGUGGACUUGGACGUGGACCCGGACGUGGACGUGGACGUGGAGUGGACAUGA